UUUGGUUCCAGGUCCUUUGGGUUCAACAGCAGCACGAGAAAACUCGACGAAAACGAGAUUUUGGCGAUCACCCAUCGAUAUCACCAUUUAGCCAGUACAUCAGCGAAGUCGCACCCUCUACUGCCGAGGUAUUCCACGGCCAACCUAGGUACAGGGCAGUACCCUCUGUUUCGUUUCCCGAUCCACUUUUUAGGGAGCAGUGGUAUUUGAACGGCGGUGCCAAAGAUGGACUGGACAUGAACGUGGCGCCCGCCUGGCAAAAGGGCUACACCGGAAAAGGGGUUGUGGUCUCCAUCCUGGACGACGGUAUCCAGACGAACCAUCCAGACUUGGCACAGAAUUACGACCCCCUGGCUAGUACAGACAUCAAUGGGAACGAUGACGAUCCAAUGCCUCAGGAUAAUGGAGAUAACAAGCACGGAACAAGAUGUGCAGGGGAAGUAGCUGCAGUGGCCUAUAAUCAAUUUUGCGGUAUUGGGGUCGCUUACAAUGCCAGUAUUGGAGGUGUACGUAUGUUAGACGGCGUAGUCAACGAUGCAGUAGAAGCCAGAGCACUGGGUCUCAACCCGGAGCAUAUAGACAUCUACAGCGCUUCCUGGGGUCCAGAAGACGACGGAAAAACAGUCGACGGUCCUGGACCAUUAGCGAGAAGAGCUUUCAUUUACGGAGUCACCAGCGGAAGAAAAGGAAAAGGUUCUAUCUUUGUAUGGGCAUCUGGAAACGGUGGAAGACAUACGGACUCUUGUAAUUGCGAUGGUUACACCAAUAGUAUUUUUACUUUGAGCAUAUCCAGUGCUACACAAGGAGGUUAUAAACCUUGGUAUCUCGAAGAAUGUUCAUCAACUUUAGCAACGACUUACAGUUCUGGUACACCUGGACACGAUAAAAGUGUAGCUACAGUAGAUAUGGAUGCUCGAUUAAGACCUGAUCAUAUUUGUACUGUUGAACACACCGGAACCUCAGCGUCAGCACCACUAGCCGCUGGUAUCUGCGCGCUAGCAUUAGAGACCAACCCUACACUCACAUGGAGAGAUAUGCAAUACCUCGUAGUUUUGACUUCACGAUCCGGACCUCUGGAAAAAGAAGCAGGAUGGAUAGUAAACGGUGUGAGAAGAAAAGUAUCGCACAAAUUUGGUUACGGCCUGAUGGACGCUGGAGCUUUAGUUACACUAGCUGAAAAAUGGACAACGGUACCGCCUCAACAUAUUUGUAAGAGCCAAGAAGUCAUCGAAGAUAGGCCUAUCAAUCCGGCGUAUGGUACAACUCUAGAUUUUAACAUGGAUGUAGAUGCCUGCGGUGGCACCCUAAACGAUGUCCGAUUUCUGGAACACGUCCAAUGCAAAAUCUCCCUCAGAUUCUUCCCGAGAGGUAACUUACGAAUCCUUCUUACUUCUCCUAUGGGUACUACGAGUACGCUUCUCUUCGAACGUCCUAGAGAUGUAGUAAGUUCCAAUUUUGACGACUGGCCAUUUUUGAGCGUUCAUUUCUGGGGUGAAAAGGCCGAAGGAAGAUGGAAAUUGCAGAUUAUUAAUUCAGGAAACAGGCACGUCAACCAACCAGGAGUGUUGAAGAAGUGGCAACUUAUAUUCUAUGGUACCUCUGUCAAUCCUGUACGUCUGCGCCCCACCAACGGAGCCCGUUCGACCCCCUGGAAAUCUCCUUUAAAUACAUUCACUUUUCCCACCCCCUCGCAACCCGUCACCCAAGUCUCUGACAACUUUUUUGAAGAGGACAUAUUCAAGAACUUUCAAAACUUCCCCAACGUUUAUAGCUUUUCUGGAUCUGAUCCGGAGGCUGUAAUCAGUUCCCUGGACGGGAAAAAUACUAAAGUAAGGGAUAACCAAGGAAAUGGCAUAGAUAACGACGAAGAAACCAAAGAAAACUGCGACGACCAAUGCGACGAGCAAGGAUGCUUUGGACGGAGUAGUACUAAGUGUGUAGCUUGCAGAAAUAAGAGAAUGGACAAGACAUGCGUGUCAGACUGCCCACCCAGGAGUUACUCAGACUCCCAAAAUGUUUGUCAACCAUGUCAUGAAGCCUGCGAAACGUGUACAGGUCCGGAUCAGAAGAGUUGUUUGACGUGCGCUCCAGGUCACGUGAAAGUUGUAGAUUUGGAUAUAUGUUUACAACAAUGUCCAGAAGGAUACUAUGAAAAUUUCGCUGAUAAAACUUGUAUACCAUGCCAACCAAACUGUGCUGGAUGUCAAGACAGACCUGACCAUUGUACUAGCUGCGAUCACCAUUUGCUGUUAUACCAAAACAAAUGUUUGGCCUCUUGUCCGCUAAGCACUUACGAAACCGACGACUACGGUUGUUCCUCAUGCCAUGAAUCCUGCGAGACCUGCACCGGUUCCAACAGUUCCCAGUGCAUAUCCUGCUCGUACGGACGGUACUGGCACGAAGGACGAUGCAUUAAAGAAUGCCCCGCCCAUCAUUAUGCGGAUUUCCUACAGAAAGAGUGUAUAGAAUGUCCUCCGGGAUGUAGCGAAUGUAACAAGACAACGUGUAUAAGUUGCUUGGACGAUUGGAAGGUCAACAGCAAGGGACGCUGCGUGUCACAGAAUAGUGACAAGUGUGAUGUUGAUCAAUACUACGACAGCAGCCUCUGCAAGCCGUGCCAUUCGACCUGCGAUUCCUGCGACGGUCCCACGGAAAAAGCCUGUUUAUCCUGCGCUAGUCCGUUGAUCCUGCAGGGCACUAAAUGUGUCGGCAAAUGUGAUAAAGGAUUCUACAACGAAAAAGACAUUCAAGUCUGCGAACCAUGUCUACACGCAUGCGCCAGAUGCGUCGCUAAAACGAAUUGUACCGAAUGCAAGAUCGGAUUACAGCUUCAAAGUGGAGAAUGUCGAACGACCUGCGCACUGGGAUACUACAGCGAUAAAGGCAUUUGCCUAAGAUGUUAUAUGAGCUGCAAAACUUGCAGCGGUCCGGGCCCAGAUCAAUGUGUUAGUUGUCCUAAUGGCUGGCAAUUGUUGUCCGGCGAGUGUCGACCAGAUUGUCCUGAAGGUUAUUAUAAAACGGAAUACGGCUGUCAGAGAUGUCAUUAUUCUUGUCGGAAUUGUCCAGGAUGCAAGAUGCAAGAAGGCAAAAGGAAAAUCAACGUGGAAGCUCUUCUAUUAUCCGCCCAACCUGUGUCUACUCUACAAAUAGUUAAUCCAUUCAAUUUUAUCACUGGAAUAGCAAUAAUAGCGUGUCUUUGUGUUAUCAUUCUCUUUAUCACCAUAUUUAUAAUAUUACAGAAGACUAGCUUCCAAAACCAACAACGAGGCUACAGUAAAGUGUCAAUAAAGAAACCGAAAGUAACGUGCAACUACAACGUAGUGUCGGUGAGCGACGGCGACUCCAGCGAUUCUGACAGUUCCGAGGGGCAAAAGCUCAUAGCCCCACCCAAACAACCCGAACGGACUGCUUGUUGAGACAUACAAAAUAUAUAUAAACAAAAAUAAAACCAAGAUCGAACAAAGAUUUAGAUCUGUUCGCCGAAUUCGAAUUUAGCUUCUUUUAAAAAACUUGGUUUAAAUUUGAGAAAAACUGACUUAUAAAAUGCGUAAUUGACCUAUCUAGGCAUUACUGUCAAACUUAAGUGACUUGACAGUUGUGAUUAAGACAAGUGACACAUGACGGUAGUGAUGGAAUACGUCAAUGGUUCAAAAGUAACUAGAUAAAAUAUGAUUAUAUAAUUUUACAGUAAAUAAUAGAGGAAAUAAAACGUUGAAAUAAAUACAAAGGGUGGUCCAGAUUUAAUUUUCCUAUAGAGGUAGUUCGUAAACCGGUUGGAGAAUGGGACAAAAGUUAUGUAUUUUAGAGACGAGUUUAGUGACACUAAUAAAUUUAAAUUAACAGGGCUGGUUUAAGAUAUAUUUGGGAAAAAAUUAAUUCUGUCGUUUGUAGGGACAUACUUAAAUUCCUAAUAUUUUUUCAAUGCGAAAUACACUGCUAUGAUGACUUUAGUUUUCAUAAUUUUUGAUCCUUUGGAAUCAAACAUUUUUACUUUCAUGACAAUACUAACAGUAUUUGGAAAGUUUGAGUGCUAAACAUUUUUUGGUUAAACAUAUCUUUACGAAAAAAAAAAUGUUUUUGUCUUUCAUAAAUAAUUGAUGUUUAAUCAUAAAUUGUUUUGGCAAUCAUAAAAAUUUAAAUCUUUACCAAUAACCGUUUUAUUGCAGAUCCGUAUCAAGCAUUAUAACAAAAACUAUCAAUACGUUAGUAGUUCCAAAACAAAAAGAUCUACUUAUAAGUGAGUCAUGUCGCAUCUCAUUCGGCUAUCAAACUAUUUUAUCGUGGGAAAUAUCGUAGGUAAUUUUCAAAUUUUCUUACACCAUCCGAUAAAUUAAAAUUUUAAAAACGCAUUUAUUUUCAAUUAAUAAUAAUAAUAAUAUUCUGACGCGAAAAUUUUACGGAUUUUUUAAUUUGCCCCUAUCCCUGUCAUAAAAACCAUGACAUGUGAUACAUCAGUCAACGCGCCUCAUCGUUGAGCCGGAUAAUUCUUCCUAAGGUCUUUUUGCUCUAUCUCCUCUUUUAAGCAAAGUUUUUCCUUAAAAGCGUUCACGCAAAAUUUUCCCUAAUUUUUCUGGAAAAUGUGUUGAGGGAGCGGGAAAAUUUCAGUACCAGAUUAUGAGGAACGUCGAGUAGUACAAGCAAAUUUUAUUUUUUUUUUUUGAAAAUUCAUCGGAAAAGUCGGAAAAUAGUUGGAAAACCACUUUACCGAAAAUAUAUUUAAAAUUUUCCUAGGAGAUUUUAAAAAGACAUUUACCCUAAUUUUUUUAUAAAUUUCCGAAAAAAGUGAACAUUUUCGCGGUUUUUUAUUUCUUUCCUCUCCCUGUCAUAUAAACCUUGACAUGUGAUGUCGCGCCUCGUCGAACCAGAUCAUUUUUCUUGAAUUUUUGGCUCUAUCUCUUUUAACCAACGUUUUCCCCGAAAAAGCGUUCGGCCCAAAUUUUCCCCUAAUUUUUUGGGUAAUGCGUUUGAGUUAUCGAGAAAAGUUUGAUAACAUCGUGAAGAAUGUCGAGUAGUAUACUCGAAUUUUUGUUUUUUUUUUAAUCUCGUCGGAAAAGUCGGAAAAUCCGGAAAAUAUUUUUUUUCGAUUUUCAUCAAACGAAAGGAAAUUUCUCGAAAGGGAAAAAUCCGCUGUCGAAAAAAAGUUGGUACAGCCGAAAAAUUGGUGGAAAACCGGUUUCCCGGCAAAAAAUUUAAGCGAAUUUCGUAUCAGACGGACAACACCUAUUUAGGAUUUUUUUAUUUAUUAAUAAUAGAAAAACACAAAAUGGUAGAUUCCUGUUUUUCUUUUCUUUUAAACCAGUAAUGUUAUUCUGAAUUCAAUAUACCAUCAUAAUACCCAACAUUUUCCCUAAACGGUUAAAUACCAUUCCAACAUCCAAAUGGUUUUUUUACGAAAUCCUCGUAUUGUUAAAUCAAAUCCAGACCACCCUGCAAAUUUUAUACAGACAAGAUUUAUAAGUUCAGUUUCAAUAACCUAUAGAUUAAUUAAUAGAGAUUGUAAAGUUUAAACCCACCCUAAACCAAGUUGAUUAAAUAUAGUUGAAUAACAGUUUGGUGAAAUGCAUUUUUUAGAGUAAACAAUUUUUUAAGAUAUAAUGUAAAUAUUGAACAAACAAAAAAAUACCAACAUACUGUCUUCAUUGCGUCUGUAUCGUGCAAGAUGAGAUUUUAUAUUAUUCACGAAGUUUGGGUUUAGUUAAGAGGAAAACAGUAGGCGCUGGGAUAGUUAAACAGGAUAUGUCAAAAACUGCUUCCCUCCAAAAUUUAUGGUAGAUACAAUAAAUGCAAAAAAUAUGAUAAAAAUGGGCUUAAAAAUGUAACUAAUAGAAGAAUUUCAACUGUAAAUAUUGACCGUUUCUUGACAUUUGACGUUUAUAAAAAUUGUCAAACGUCAACUGUCUUUCUGUCAGAAGAUGUAUGAUUUAGUGAAAUGGUGUAUAUUUUGUUUUAAACAUAAUUUAACGGUUUUCCUAUUUUUUACAUUUUGUAGGUCUUGACGUUUGAUAUUUCAAAGCCAAGUAUUAUAAAAUAUUUUGUUAAGGGUCCAUUAUUCCUUUUUCUUUUUUAUUCUUACUUUUUGACAUUUGACAUUUGAUAUUUUUCUAAAGGUGGGCAUAAUUUCAUCAACAGAUUGCAACUCAAAAAAUUCGUCUGUGAUACCUACUUCAAUAUGGAUUAUCUUCAUCAUGUAGAAUAUUUUUACUUUAAUUAUGAAUAUUAUAUAUACCAAAUGAAAUGUUAAAUUUUUGACCUAUCCUGUACUAUAAUACAAUUUUUUUACUGCCAUUCCGUUAUAUUUUACAAUUUUAUAGAUCUAUAUAUAGGUAUAUAUAAGGUGUGAUAUUUUUUAUUAAUAAUAGGAUUUUAAUAAAUAAUAUUUAGACGAAAUUUUACAUAAUUUUAAUAAGUAUAUUAUUUUACAUAAAAUAAAAUUUAAAACCAUGACAGACCCUUGUUGGGGGGUUUCUUGCAUUUAAUUUUUGUACAUUUUAUUUUUAUGACCUAUUUUGUGAUGAAUACUAAUUUAGUGAUAUUGAACAAUUUUCAGUUACCUUUAGCUCUCUAUUUUAUUUUAACGAACCUUGACGACGAAUCACCUUGUUGGUUUUUACAACCUUCUAUAUUGCGUUCAUAGUAUAUCGUCUAGAUCGCUCUGAAUAUCAAAUUCUAGCGCUCAAGUUACUUCCUCUUGACUCGACAGUUACCUUAACUUAAAAAUAAGUGUAUGUGUAUAAUUUUUGUAAAUAUCAGUGGGUACCAAUCUUACAAAAAAUACAAUUUGUACCAAAAAUUUAUUAAUGUUUUUUGAUAGGUACUUAAGUCACCGCGGUAUCGAUAUGAAUAAACCUUUUAAAAGAAAACAUUUGUUCAGGAAAUAUGUUUAGAAAAUAAAUUAUAAAAUUUGUAGAAAAAAACACGGGGCCAAUACUUCAAAAAAAUGUUGUAUUCCAUCAAAAAUGUAAAAAAAGUUGAACUAAAACCUAAUUUAUUCUUUUUAAGAUAUUUGUUAAUACAUUGUAAUUAUAAAAAUCAAAUAUGGCGGCCUAAAAUUGACUGAAAUUUAAAUCGUUUAAUUUUGCUUUUGACACGAAUUUCAUAAACAUUUUUAAAAAAUCUGCUUUGUUUGGGAUCCGAUACGAUGACCACUUUAAAAGCAUUGUCAAUUUCUUUAGUAACUUUUUGAUUUGUUUUAUAGACUCUAUCAUAAUGCUAGAUUUUUUUUAAUUAACUUUUGUCUGAUUACAAGCAACAAAUGGCUAUUCAUAGCUCUUCUGUCAACUUUUUCUGUACCUCAUAGUUUAAUAAAUUCAUCAGGCCUUACCCACGUUGGCCUAAUUUUUAUAAUUUUUGUUAGUUAUGGCUUUUCACAAGCAAUCAAUUCAGUUGUAAAUAUUUUCAGUCUCGUGUUUCUUGCUCUUUUCUUUAUGUCUUUGUCACAUCUACUGUCCUUAUGACAGAUAGUCCACCGCAAUUAGAUAAAAAAUUCCCUGAAAUGGGAAUUUUUAGUACAGCAUAGAAGGCCCAGGUAACAAUGAACGUUUUGAAUUCUUUUCACAAAAUUUUACUAUACACAGAGAUGAGAAUGAUUGGAAGAAGGUAUCAUAUAUACAUAUACAUUUUUCGACUGUUUUUUUCAAGUUUUUUGUAUUUUACUCAAAAACGAUGCAUUUUCAUGAAAAAUUUUACUCGACUUAUUUUGAAGAACAAACAAUUUUAUAUCGAUUAUGUCUCUAUAGAUUUUUUGCCAAACUUCAUAUCUUUGCUGCUAGAGCGCGCCAAAUAAAUAAAUGUAUAUAUUGUGUGGAUUUUCGUAUUUUACAUGAAAACCAGGCACUUUGGUUGAAAAUUUCAUUAAAGCAAAGGUGUAGAGCAGAAAGUUUCCUAUCCAACCUAUGAAACAGGUUUUCAAAAAACCCAUCGUUUCCGACGCUACUAUAACGCAUGCUAGAAAGUUGCUGUUCAAUUUUUCGUAUUCUUCGUAAAAAAAGAAAAUGAAUAUGUUUUGUUAAAUUCCACAAUCUAUAAUGUUGCAUCUACAUUUUUAACCAAGUAGACUUGACAAAAAUUAAAUGAUCAUUUAUUGAAAAACUUUUUGCGCAUGCGCUGUAGCGGCGGAAAUGAUGGGUUUCCGGAAAAUCUUUUUAAUAGGUGCGAUAGGAAAUUUUUCGUUCUAUAACUUUGUUCUAAUGAACUUUUUAACCAAAGUGCGUGGUUUUUAUGUAAAAUGCGUCAAACCGCAAAAUACGUACAUUUUUUUUGUGCCCUCUAGCGGCGAAAAAUGUAUAAGAAAAUAAUCGAUAAAAACUCGUUUUUUCUUCAUUAAAAUUUUUCACGAAAGCUCAUUGUUUUUGAGUAAAAUACAAAAAUAAAAACAAAAAAAAAAACGCGGAAAAAUUGUAUAUAUAUAUUACAUUCUUCCGAUCAUUUUCAUCUCCGCGUAUAGUGAAAGUUUGUCAAAAGACUUCAAAGCCUUCAUGGUUAUCUGGGUCUCUAUGCUGUACUAAAAUUGUAUGGUUAUAAACCUAGUUCCUGUAUACUAGUCUAUAUUUCUGUUCUCAUUCGUUAUGCUUUUUAUGCGUGGCUAACUUCAUCUCAUCAAGGCGUUACCUAUAUGUACUCUUCAGCCAAUAGCUUCAUUCAAGGCUUAAAUACCCAAGUUUUUGAGGUUAUGGCCGCGUUUGUGUAAUUUGGUCACAGUAUACGCCUCUCUCAAACUUUAACGUGAUACAUUUGAUAAUUAUUUUUCCUGAGAAUGUAAUCUAAGAUUUGUCGUACCGAUACUCACAUAGAGAAUGUAUCAAUGAAGACAGCUCAAUGUAAAAAAUAUAAAAAAUUAAAUUUUAAGAUGCGAAACUUAAGUGCUCUUGAAUAUUUCAUGUCGUAAUAAAUAUAGUUAUUUUUAAAUGUACACUUUGUAUAUAAUCAAAAAUAGGUAAUUGUUUCAAAGUUAUUUAUGAAAUUUUACCAUUUGUACAUCCCAAACAAAAAAAAAAUCGUAAAGUGUUGUGUCAUUUUGAGAUGAUAAUAUAGGUGGUCCAAAGAAGUGUGCCCCUCACUCCCCUCUUGGCUAGCGGCGAAUUUUCUCAUUUUUUUUUAUAGCAAACGGAAAGUAAAUAAAAAAUCUGAAAAAGGAAAAUUUUUAUUUAUUUCUCCGUUCAAUGAGAUGUGAAAAUUUGACCGUUGCGAAUUUUUAGCACUUUAAAGACAUAGGUAUAUGAGAGGGUGAGUCAAUAAUAAGGGAUAUUAUAAAUUGAUAUUUUUUUAUUGAAAUAAGCAUACAGAGUGGAUUAUAAAAUACUAAGGAAAUUGGAUUGUAGGCUAGUGAAUCAGGAAAAAAUAUUUGAAGCAAUAAUUUUUUUAAAAUUAUUAGGUUUUAAAUGUUUAACAAUACAAAAUAUUUUUCAAAAUAGAAUAUUUUGGUAACUUUUUAUAUAUUCAAAUUAAUUUUUUUUGGGCCAAUUACAUAUACUUUUUUGCCUGUACUCUAAUGAUUCGCAAUAGAAUUUACGCAAACACAUAUAAAAUAUUUUCUUAUUCACCCUGUAUGAAUUUAACCGCCGUAUAGGGGUAUUUCAUAUUUGACAUAUUUUUUAAAUUGGUAUGAUAAAUAUAAAUAACGAUUUUAAUUUAAUAUUUUAAAAUAUCUUCCAAAUAUUUGACUCACUCCAUAUAACUACUAUAGUUUUAUUAAGCAGACCACCCUUAAUUUUACCUUUAUACAUUAUAAAUCCUCUAGGAUACGCAAAUCAAAUUGAUAAGGUUUUAUUUAUACAGAACGUCUUGAUAUUUCAAAAUUCCUGAACUGCAAAAAAUUUAAAGUUUUCCAUCAAAACUGAAAAAUAUUGAAUUGGUUUCGAAAGAUAUUUUCCAGUUUGAUAUUCUUUUUUGUAAUUCAGAAAACGAAUUUCUCGAAAUCCAAAAUAUCGGGACGUGCUGUAUAUCGAUUCGAUUUUAAUGACAAAUGAAAAUCUAGUCUACCGUAAGUUUUUAAACUUAAGAGUAUCCUAGCCUAACCAAAAUAAAUUACUUUAUAUUUUAUACAGAAUUGAUUUUGAUUUUAUUUGAAACUUUUUGAAAUAAAUUGAUUUUAAAUGUGU
This is a messenger RNA of Psylliodes chrysocephalus, 10097 nucleotides long. NCBI's taxonomy places the organism in Eukaryota, Metazoa, Arthropoda, Insecta, Coleoptera, Chrysomelidae. The record is from the annotation of a GenBank genome assembly.